Messenger RNA from Phytophthora infestans T30-4, 839 nucleotides. RefSeq lists its product as uncharacterized. Gene Ontology annotation, biological process: lipid homeostasis; triglyceride catabolic process. The record is from RefSeq and is a predicted model, not a curated record. Bases 1 to 768 code for a protein of 255 amino acids. Gene Ontology annotation, molecular function: triacylglycerol lipase activity. The transcript has a single exon. Gene Ontology annotation, cellular component: membrane; cytoplasm; lipid droplet. Lineage: Eukaryota; Oomycota; Peronosporomycetes; Peronosporales; Peronosporaceae.
AUGCGUAUCGCUCGGUGCCUCACGAGGAGCUUUUCGGCUGUUGCAUCUCCAAAGGCACAUAGCUUCAGCUUUAGUGGCUGCGGAUUUUUAAUCCCGUACCACUUAGGUGUCGCGCAGGGUCUACAGGAUGCUGGUUACAUCCAGGACAGCUCCAAGUUUGCCGGGGCUUCGGGUGGCGCAAUUGCUGCUCUGAGCCUAGCCGCCAACGCGAGCAUGAGCGACAUCCAAGAGGAGACAAAGGCCAUGGCCCGACUCUGUCACAGCCAGGGCACACUUUGGAAGCUCGAGGAGCGGCUACGCGCUACUUUUCAUACAAAGUUUGGUGAUUUGCCAGUAGAAACGCUGGCGCGGCGACUCACGAUCGCGACCGAGAAGAUGUGGCCCGCUAGAGUGAUGGUACUAACCGACGACUUCCACUCGACUGAAGACCUUUGCGACGCGCUUAUUGCCUCGUGCUAUGUCCCUUGGUACCUAGCUAGGCGAGGCACAUCGAUGUUUCGAGGGGAGUAUCACGUCGACGGAGGCCUCCUCACUUUGGUUCCUGAUGUCCCUGGAUACGUCAAAGUGUGUGCCUUCCACUCGCAUUUGCUGCGUCGUGCUGACUACGAGAUCAGUCCGUCGAUCGAUCCAAACUUUCCAUUCCCAAUUGUGCAAUUGGCACGCUUCGCGAUGAUCCCACCGCAGAUUGAAGUGCUGGAUCGAUUAUUUGAGUUGGGCCAGAAGUCUGCCAAUAUCUGGGCGGAGAAGCAGAUAAAGCUCUCAAAUUAACUCAAUGUGAAGGGAGAGCAGCAGAAUCUAUGGUGAUAAUGGUAACAUGAAGAUUAUGCGUAGACCUUUGA